This is a messenger RNA of Numida meleagris (helmeted guineafowl), 1272 nucleotides long. It is a transcript of the gene DNAH14, whose product is annotated as dynein axonemal heavy chain 14. The transcript is spliced from 10 exons. The record is from RefSeq and is a predicted model, not a curated record. Lineage: Eukaryota; Metazoa; Chordata; Aves; Galliformes; Numididae. Bases 145 to 1155 code for a protein of 336 amino acids.
UGGGACAGCCGUUGGCUCUCCAGGCCCAACGGUCCUCCAACAGCUGGAGAAGGAACAGCAGAGGGGUGAGGGCUGCCACCAUCCCUUGCAGCCCUGCAGACCCUGCCCAUUCCAUCCACGUGCCCUCGGUUGGACAUCACAGCCAUGGAGACGGACAAAGGAUGCCAACCCCAGAUGGGUGAGAGAAACAAAAUGCUGAAAGAACAAUUAGUGUCUCGUCUCCGCUUUGGACCAGAGAGGGCAGAGGUGCUGCUUAUGGAAAAAGGCAGAUGUAUCCUGUGUGGGCCGGCUGGCAGCAGCAGGAAGGAUGGCAGGGAACUGCCGUCUCCGGUAGAGAAGAAGUACUCCAUCCUUCACACAGCAGUUUAUAGAGCAAGAACAGAAAGUAAGCACAAAGCAGAAAGAAACAAAGAAGGCGGUGUGCAUUUUAGUAAACUACUCUCAAAAAGGCAUAAAGAUGAAAGAGAAGAGUCUGUUUGUCAGCCCAUGGGAGGGUCUGACCAUGAGGCAAUGGAGCUGAAGAGGAGCGGAACAAAAGUGGCACCCACAACCUCAGAAGACAAUAAUGGCGCAUCACCUUCUUCAGCUCUAUAUGUUGCAGAUAUAACGACUGACAUACAGAAGUCCGCUUUGGAACCAAGUUGCCUUAAGGUUUGUGAGCAGCCAAAUGUUCGAAGUUCUCUGAAGAAGCCUAUGAAAGCAAAAGUUUAUUCGUACGAUGAAACAGAGCCAACUGAUGAUGACGUUAUAAUGCACAUUUUGAGGCUUCGAGGCAAACUUGGCUGGCAAACAAAGUUACCAUCCUCCGAGUGUUUAGCUAGAGAGGCUGAUGUGGCCAGGCUUCAGAAGUUUGCGCUUACGAGACCCUCACUGCCAAGAGAUAGUGGUGAAUAUAUAUAUUGUCUUCAAAAAUACAAGAACAACCUUAGAGUUCCCUACAACCCAUACAAUUUAAAGGCUGUCUCUACAAAUACAGCUAUGCACAGCAAAGAAUACUGGACUAUUACAGCGUCAUUUGUGUCUAAGUUUCAUGUAAGCCAGAAAUUAGGAGAAAUGGAAGUCACACCUGUACCACAAUGGCUGCGUGAAAGACAUCUGUUUUAUAGAUUACUCAACUUGAAUUUAUUUUCCAAUUUCAGGGACAACAGGCUUUAGCUACACAUCUCGUGCAUCCAUCAAGAAUGAAGAAAUUCCUUCUGCACUGGAAAAUCAAUGUUGGAAGAAGCAAGGUGAACAAGAGCAAAUCAGUAUGAAUGCAGGUGGUUGUGCAUG